Messenger RNA from Filobasidium floriforme, 1587 nucleotides. RefSeq names its product major facilitator superfamily domain-containing protein. NCBI's taxonomy places the organism in Eukaryota, Fungi, Basidiomycota, Tremellomycetes, Filobasidiales, Filobasidiaceae. Gene Ontology annotation, biological process: transmembrane transport. Gene Ontology annotation, molecular function: transmembrane transporter activity. The record is from RefSeq and is a predicted model, not a curated record. The transcript has 8 exons. Gene Ontology annotation, cellular component: membrane. The coding region runs from base 1 to 1557 and encodes 518 amino acids.
AUGGCUGACCUUCACAAGACCACUUCGGGAGUCGACCGCUUUGCGCCUCCUCGAGAGGAUGAAGAGGCGAUCACAGUCUCUCGGGAUUGGACCCCGGAAGAAGAACGACGAGCGAAGCGCAAGUUGGAUUUGAUCAUCAUGCCGCUGUUGUUCCUCGGGUUCUUCUGUCUUCACCGAGGUAACAUCGCCAACGCGCUCACGGACAACUUUAUGAAAGACGUCGGGAUCAACCAGGACCAGUUCAACGUCGGACAACAGAUGCUCUCGCUCGGGAUCGUCCUCUUUGAGAUCCCUUCCAACAUGAUCCUCUACAGGGUUGGACCUGGCAAGUGGCUCACCCUCCAGCUGUUCUUCUUUGGGAUCGUCAGCACGUUCCAAGCGUUCCAGAAUUCGUACGGAUCUUUCAUCGCCACCAGGUUCCUUCUCGGCGUAUCAGAGUCAGGCUUCAUCCCCGGUGGUCUGUGGACUUUGUCGACCUGGUACACCAGGGACGAGACGGCCAAGCGAACUAUGAUCUUCUACUUCGGUAACCAAGCCGGCCAAGCAUCAUCCAAACUCCUCGCCUACGGAAUCCUCCACAUGCGAGGCGUCGGUGGCAAACCCGGUUGGUUCUGGUUGUUUGCGCUCAUGGGCGCCUUUACGGUGGCGAGCGGGUUCGUCCUAGGGUUCCUGCUUCCGGAUUCGUUCAAGAACCCUCGGAGCACGUUCUUGCCGAAAGUCAGCUUUUUCACGAAGAGGGAAUUGCAUAUCCUCAAGUCGAGGGUCUUGUUGGACGAUCCGAUGAAGGGGAAGAAGAAGAAGCAUAUCGGGUUGAGCUCGUUCAAACAAGCCUUCUCCAACUGGCGCUUGUGGAUCCACUUCCUCAUCACCUUGUCCAAUAACGGACCUCAGCGAGCGUUCGACACCUAUUCGCCAUCGAUUGUCAACAGCUUCGGAUUCGCCCCGUUGGCGAGCAACGCCUUGGCUUCCGUCGGUCUGUUCCUCCAGAUCCCGGUCUCUUUCUGUUUCAGUUACGUCUCCGACCGCAUGAACGCACGAGGACAGACGGUCAUGGCCGGGAUGAGUUUUCACCUGUUGGGAUACGUCUUCAACCGGAUCUUUACCGAGAUCAACCAGCGGGGGGUACGAUACUUUGGGGUAGUCUGGACGCAGACGUUUGGAACCUUUUCUCAUCCCCUUAACAUCGCUUGGAUGUCGCUCACUUGCCGGGAUUCAGAGGAGCGGGCGUUGGCGAUGGCAAUGGUCAUUAUGGGCGCCAAUAUUGCUGGUAUCUACGGAGCUCAGAUCUUCCGACAAGAUGACAGGCCUCGUUACCGAAGAGGCUUUUCCAUCAACAUCGGUGUCCUCGCUUUCGGUCUCUUCUUAGCGACCGUGAGGUUCAUCGACGAUUUCCGACGACGUCGAAGGGGAGACCAGCUCGAGAACGCCUCGGGGAGGUCGAGCAGUGAGAGGCAAUCCGAAGAGGGCGAUCUGGCGGAAGUGCCUGUGGUGGACGAAAAAGGGCGACCUUUGUCUCGAUCGCAGCUGUCGGAUCAAGACAAGAAGACGUCGAUAUAGAUACCAAUGGAUUGACGUGUAGCUAGCCUG